This is a messenger RNA of Brassica napus (rape), 669 nucleotides long. RefSeq lists its product as uncharacterized. The transcript has 2 exons. The record is from RefSeq and is a predicted model, not a curated record. Lineage: Eukaryota; Viridiplantae; Streptophyta; Magnoliopsida; Brassicales; Brassicaceae. The coding region runs from base 1 to 642 and encodes 213 amino acids.
AUGGUUAAGGCAGCCAAAACCGAUCUUGACCAAGCCCGGGUUCGAAUUUCUGAACUCGAAGCCGAAGUGACGAGGCUAGGCUCGAAGGCCGAUGCUCAGCAAGGAGAGAUCGAGAGUCAAAAGCUCGAUAUCCAGGUGAAGAGCAGGAGGAUCAAUGAUUUAGAGGCUGCUCGAAAGAUAGCUGAGCAUCAAGUACGUGAGCUCAUUGCCUCAUCCCGUGAUAGCCAGAAGAACAAGGAAGCUGAAGUCAAGCUGGCUGUCAGGGAAGGGAAGAAAGAAGUCGCCGAAGCUUACGGCAAGAUCCUGGUCUGUGUUAAGGAGAAGUUUGCUAGGAAGAAAGAUGAGUUCGACGCUUUGGUGUACGCUCAGGAGCUCCAAGCUAAUGUCGACCUCUUGAAGGAUAUCCUGAACAACAAGAUCCAAAGCGUUGAAGAGGAGUACAACCAAUUGGUGGCCUUAUUACCAGAAGCGACAACUGCGUAUGAGAAGGCUCAAGUCUCUGACUUCUCGGUCAGCAAGCUUCCUCUUCCCCAGAUCUCGGAGAGUUCAGUCGAGGCAGCAAUAGGAGGUGACGGCAAUGUGAUCGAUGAGGGAGUUCCUGCCGGUGCUGGUGAUCCGAUUCAGGAAGAGAAGGAAGAUUGAGAGCUACGGCUCUUUUAACUUUAUGUU